GCCGGGUGAUCCACCUACAGCGGAAGAAAGACCAAGUUUGGCCAAGCAGGGAUGGCUGCAACCGAGGACUACGACGCCGAGGCCGCGCUGGCCUCGUUCCACGAGUCCCGAGCCGGCGUCCGCGGGCUCGUCGAGUCCGGCGUCACCGCCGUGCCUCCAAUCUUCCUCACGGCCACCGCACCAUCGCCGCAGUCCCCGGCGUCGACUACUACGGCGUUUGCGAUCCCGGCCGUUGACCUCUCCCUCCCUCGCUCGGACACCGUGGCGCUCGUCCGCGCCGCGGCACGUUCGUGCGGCUUCUUCCACGCCAUCAACCACGGCGUCCCGGCCGGCAUCGUCGACUCCGCACUCUCCGCGGCCAGGGCGUUCCACGAGCAGCCCCGCGCCGCCCGCUCGGCGUUCUACUCCCUCGAGCCCGUCGAGGCCGUCGCCUACUCCACCAUCCCCAACGCGCCACCGCGGCAGGAGGGCGCGCCUCUCCUUCCGUGGCGCGACUCCCUCCGCGUCCGCUUCGGCCCAUGGGACGGGGAGCCCGACCUCGGCCGCCUCCCCGCGGCCUGCCGCGACACGCUGCGGGAGUAUCAGCGCGCGCUGACGGGGUUCGGGAAGGAGAUGGCCGGGCUGCUGUCCGAGGCGCUCGGUGUCGGGGUGGAGCGGCUGGAGCAGGCGAUGCAGGUGGAAGGGUGGCUCAUGGCGUGCCACUACUACCCGCCGUGCCCGGAGCCGGCGCGGGUGGUGGGCAGCCUUGAGCACACCGAUCCCAGCUUGUUCACGGUGCUGGCGCAGGACUGGGUCGGCGGGCUGCAGGUCCGGCGCGACGACGGCACUGGUGGCGGUGGGGAGUGGGUGGACGUGGCGCCGGUGGCCGGCGCGCUUCUGGUCAACAUCGGGGACGUGCUCAAGGUUGUUUCCAAUGAUGAAUUAAAGAGCGUGGAGCACAGGGUGGUCAUCAAAUCCACACAAGAUGCCAGGGUGUCGAUCGCCCUCUUCAUCAAUCCUGCCAAGCGUGACAAGUCCGACCUCUUUGGGCCUCUCCCAGAACUGGUGACAGCAGAAAAGCCCGCACAGUACCGGAGUUUCACAGUGCCUGAGUUCAUGAGUUCAAGGAGGGAAUACGGCCAUAGCAGAUCGUCCAUUGAACGGUUCAAGGUGAGCUCGAGUUAAAUAGUCUGGAGGGAUGACGAUGAGUUUGAUGGCGAAGCAACCAUGCUUGCACUGUUGCACACGUACGUUAAUUUGUCAGGAUGAUGUCUGGUUAAUUUCCCUGCGCAAUGCAGCGAAAAAGAAUGAGAAUUACUGGUUCGUUGCAAGUAUUGUAAAUAUGUGCACUACCUUUAUCCUAGUUUUCACUAGGAGAUAUCGAACACAAAGUACAAAAUAAUGAUCUACCUU
Molecule: messenger RNA, 1392 nt
Organism: Setaria italica (foxtail millet)
Lineage: Eukaryota; Viridiplantae; Streptophyta; Magnoliopsida; Poales; Poaceae
Product: 1-aminocyclopropane-1-carboxylate oxidase homolog 6
Exons: 2
Coding region: 52-1164 (370 amino acids)
Source: RefSeq, a predicted model, not a curated record